GUUUCUCGCGUGGAAAGAAAGGAAUACAGUGAUCCAGGUGGUCGUGGUGGACAGGUCGUGGUUUUCUUCAGGGGAGCCUGUGCAUAAGUUUUCACUGAAAGUUUUAAUCUAGGAACUUGAAUCACUCACAAGACGUUACAUUGACAGGUGAGAUGGCAAACCAGGAUAAUAAUUCAGGUCGUAAGGCCUCAUGUGGUUUGGACUUCGUUUCGGUGCUAGAUAUUCGUCAAUGUUUGGCAUACUCAGCAGAAAACAAAUAUGACUUUACCAUGAUGCCUAUAGUUCAUCCCCGCUAUAAGCGAGAAUUUCUGUCUGGCAAAGGAAAGAACCGACAAGGCCCCUUGACUCGGUCUGAUUUAUUGCUACAAAGUUCUGAUUGGACGAAUAUGAUUGUUGGCAAAAUGUCCUCUUACAUUGAUGUUGACAGUGAGGACAGCACAUAUCGACGUCAAAGUGAGGAACUACUUGCUCAGGAGAUGACAUAUGCCUCUCAUCUUAAUUUAUGUGCUGUUACUUUGCAGCUAACAUCUAUUAAUAAUGUAAACUUAGCACGCAUACUGUAUUCCAAAAUUGUUAAUCCUUACAGCUAUCAGAUUUGGCUAAGAGUUCCUAUGGAAAGUCCUUUUGUUCAAUCUUUAGAAUAUCGUAAGGACAUUCCCAACAAAGAGGAUUUGGUGAAAGAAAAAGAAAACAAUCCAUGGGAGUGGUGGAAUGUAUUUAGAUCUGUCUGCAAUUACAAUAGGCGCUUAGGUGUUGCGCUAGAAGUUUCUGCUGAUCUUCCAUCAACUGAGGAAAUUGAUCGUUGGCUGGGUGAACCUGUACGUUGUCUUAUUCUGCCAACAUCUCUCUUUUUGACCAAUAAGAAGGGUUACCCAGUCCUUUCUCGAGCACACCAAACACUGUUGCGCAAAUUUGUACCUCUUGGAGUCCAAUUAGUUGUCACUGGUUCUGUCAUGCAUGGUUCAGUUCAGUAUUACCAGCAAUAUAUUGAACAUCUUUGGCAGAAUGUAAGAUUAAGUGACCCUCUUGUUGGGUUUGCACGUGGGUAUGAAGAUUUCCUUCAAUGCCCUCUACAGCCUCUGAUGGAUAAUCUUGAAUCACACACUUAUGAAGUGUUUGAAAAAGACCCUGUGAAGUACACAGAAUACCAAAAUGCUAUGUUGAAAGCCAUUGUAGAUCGUGUACCGGAAGACCAAGCUGCUGAUAAAACUUUAACAGUAAUGGUGGUUGGUGCAGGAAGAGGUCCCUUAGUGAGAGCUUUACUUAAUGCAGCUGACAAAGCCCAGCGCAAAGUGAAUGUUUAUGCAGUUGAGAAGAAUCCAAAUGCCAUUGUUACGCUGUUAUCUCAGAAAGAGGAAACAUGGCAUGAAAGAGUUACAGUUGUCUCCUGUGAUAUGAGGCACUGGGAAGCCCCAGAAAAGGCAGACAUUAUUAUAUCUGAACUUUUGGGAUCUUUUGGUGACAAUGAGCUCUCUCCAGAGUGCUUAGAUGGUGCCCAAAAAUUCCUUCGUGAUGAUGGUAUCAGUAUUCCCUCCCAGUACACCUCAUUUUUGUGUCCAAUUCAAUCUUCUAAGCUUUACAAUGAGGUGCGAUUGAGUAAAGAACAAGACAAGCACCCCUUGAAGCAUUUUGAAACCCCUUAUGUAGUGCACCAACAGAACAGAUUAGAACUGUCAGAUACUCAACCUUUAUUCCAAUUCGAUCAUCCUAAUAAAGAUGUUCCAAUUGAUAAUACUCGUUUUAAAAAGUUACAAUUCAAGAUAAGACAAAAUGGUGUCUUGCAUGGUUUUGCUGGUUAUUUUGAAACUGUGCUCUAUAAGGAUGUAAUGCUGAGCAUCAACCCUGCCACUCACUCCCCUGGCAUGUUCAGCUGGUUUCCCAUUUUCUUUCCUGUCAGAGAGCCAAUACAUGUCAAAGAAGGCGAUAUUCUGGAAGUCAACUUUUGGCGUGUCAAUAACUCUAAAAAUGUCUGGUAUGAAUGGUGCAUCUCCAAACCCUGGCCUGGCCCUAUUCACAAUCCCAAUGGUCGAUCUUAUACCAUAGGCCUCUAAUUACAAGGUAACACCCAAAGAUUUGUGUCAAAUUUUUUAAACCUAUAACUAAUGUCCCUCAGUUUUCAGCAGUUUCAAAUUUGUCAUUCCAUUCCAUCCUUGUGUGCAAUCAUGUUGCACUGAAUAUUGUUAAUCAUUUUUUAUUGUGUCAUAGAAAGGAGUUAAUCCACUCCAUUGUCAUAGUUACGUCCUAAGUAAGGGAGAAUUUUUAUUUAAGUGUGAUAAGUCUAUAAAUUUUAUAAUUAAUUUGGCUCUUGGGAGGCCCUUAAAACCGUUCUCUUAUUGAGCUCCCUAUUAAAAGUCAGAGGCGACCCAUCAUUGUCAUAUGGCCGCUAGUUUUGGUGAGGCAAUCUUUUCAGUAUUUGUCUGCUGUUUCAAUGUAGCCGGGUCGCACCUGACGAGCGGCAUUGGAUGCGACUAUGGAAAAUAAAUCAUUCCACAUCUGUA
Molecule: messenger RNA, 2498 nt
Organism: Frankliniella occidentalis (western flower thrips)
Lineage: Eukaryota; Metazoa; Arthropoda; Insecta; Thysanoptera; Thripidae
Gene: csul
Product: protein arginine N-methyltransferase 5
Exons: 12
Coding region: 153-2051 (632 amino acids)
Biological process (GO): peptidyl-arginine N-methylation; regulation of DNA-templated transcription
Cellular component (GO): cytosol; nucleus
Source: RefSeq, a predicted model, not a curated record